This is a messenger RNA of Chelmon rostratus (copperband butterflyfish), 3188 nucleotides long. It is a transcript of the gene rbm45, whose product is annotated as RNA binding motif protein 45. Gene Ontology annotation, molecular function: RNA binding. Bases 167 to 1564 code for a protein of 465 amino acids. The transcript is spliced from 10 exons. The record is from RefSeq and is a predicted model, not a curated record. NCBI's taxonomy places the organism in Eukaryota, Metazoa, Chordata, Actinopteri, Chaetodontiformes, Chaetodontidae.
CUUUGACUAAAUCACAUGACCGAUGGAAAUUUAGCAGUUUUUGGACCUCGGUGUGACUGUUUUUCCUUUGCGAUUUCCAAAGUUCAAAGUUGAAGCGGAAGCAGCGCUGUGAGGCAGCAACAACGGCUGCAGGCGGCCGCAGCAUUCAGGUGAGCAGGAAGCAAAGAUGGAGGAAUACGCCUCUAAACAACCAACCGAAAACCUCGACGACCCUCCCAACAGCCGACUUUUCGCGGUCACAAGUCGGUCCAUAACCGAAGAUGAGCUGCGGGAAAGUUUCUCUGUGUUUGGGGACAUCCAGGGUGUUUGGGUUGUGAAAGACAAGCAGACAAAGGAGUCCAAAGGAAUCUGCUACGUGAAGUUCGCCAAGUCCUCUCAGGCCUGCCUGGCCAUGGAGGAAAUGCACGGCAAAGUGCUGGUGGAAGGGACUAAACCAAUCAAGGUGUUCAUUGCUCAGUCGCGGUCUUCAACAAGACACAGAGACGUUGAGGAUGAGGAGCUGACCAGGAUCUUUGUCAUGAUCCCCAAAACUUUCUCAGAGGAGGACCUUAAAAACACUUUCAAGGAAUAUGGUGAUAUUGAGUAUUGCGUGAUCAUCAAGAAUAAGUCCACAGGGGAAAGUAAAGGACUGGGCUACGUGAGAUACUACAAACCCUCCCAAGCUGCACUUGCUAUAGAGAACUGUGACAAAACUUACAGGGCCAUCCUGGCUGAACCUCGCACCAAGGCUACAGCAACCGAAGAUUACACCGGGGGAACGGCCAGAGGUGAUUACAUGGGUGGCGCCGACUCCACGAACCAGUAUGCCUUACCUAUGGCUGACCCUGGCACCUACCCGGUGAUGGACUACCGCUCAGGUGACUUCACGCGAUGCCUGAUGAUGUCAACACGGGCCGCACUCACCCAGGAGCAGAUUUUUGCUCUGUUUGACAUCAUUCCGGGCAUGGAAUACUGUGAGCUGCAGAGAGACGCUUACGGAAUGAGCAAAGGUCAUGCUUUGAUUCGCUACAGUAAUCUUGGAUCAGCGGUUUACGCCAAAGAAAAGCUGAAUGGCUUUGAAUAUCCGCCUGGCAACAGACUGGCAGUAAAUUUUGUUGAUGAUGGAGAGGAUCGCAGCAGUCCUGUCGGGCGGAUGGCCAUGCAGUUUGUCGCUGCCCAGAUGAUGUCUGCAGUGUGGAACGGACCCUCCACCAGCCAAGUGAUGAAACCCCCUGGUUUCUCUGCUGUCUCCACUAUGUCCCGGAUUCAGACAGAUGUCAACCUGCCCCCUCUGAAGAAACUCGCUCCGCCCGACAGCAAGGCCAAGGAGCGCUUGUUUGUUGUGUUCAGCCCCUCCCCGCUGCCCCCAGAUGUGCUGGAAGACGUUUUCUGUCGCUUUGGCUCCCUUAUUGAGGUCCAUUUGGUUCCUGGGAGGAAGGUUGGAUACAUGAAGUAUGCAGACAAACAGUGUGCAGAUGAGGCCAUGGCAGUGCUCCACGGUCGCGUCGUCAACGGAGUAAAGAUGAAGGUGAUGCUGGCUGAUCCUCCCAGAGAGGAAUCUCACAAACGCCCCCGUACCUACUAGGACCAUCUGACAGGAAUGAGCGGUAAGUGCCAAGUUUCCUGCUGCAGGGAACGCCAGUAUGAAUAACAGGACAAUUGUGUAACAAAGUAUUUUGGUGACAUUGUGUUGUAUGUACUGUUAAUGUAUUCUGUGUCAGGCCUGUUACAUGGUUUGUGCAAGUAACACACACGCACACACACAGCAGAAAAGGCACAUUUCUCACAUUCUUGCAGAGGAAAAUAUGUUUCAGGUGGAUGUACAAACUGACCACCCAGUGAAAGAGCUACCAGUCAACCAAGCUUGAUAUAGCAGUAAUGUACUGUCUCUAUGCAAACACAAAAAUGUUCAGUGGCAGUUUGUGAAGACACAGUUUAUGAGAACAUUUUGAAAAAAAAAAAUCUUCUAUCUAAGCCAAUAAAAGGUAAAGAAAAACAUCAUUUAACUGAAGAUUGAAACUCUAUUUGAAGGGUAGACUCACAGCAGUUGUAUCAUACCAUGUUUUCACAGCAUCAGGUAUUACUAACGAGAACUCGCUCUGGUUGAACAUGCAGACUGUUGAUUACUUCCAGGAUAAAGAAAGCUUGUUAGCCUGUUAGCUGGGCUUUCCCUCAAGAAUAGAACAGGGGUGCAACACCAUUUUACUCAAGUCUGGCACCAGUAAUCUGCUUCAGUUCCAGGGUGUUAGAUGUAUAUUCUGACACAGUUUUAGUACAAAAAGCGCAAAACUUUGUCCUUAACACCCGUCUAAAAUAUGUUCACGUGAAAACGCUUUGUGUGUAAACUUCCAUAGACUGUGUGUGAGAGCGUCCUCCGUCUUGUCACGUCCACGUGCAGUCUUCCACACACACACACGUGCACACCUGUAAAACUGUAUUCGCCAUUUGUAAGGAAAGCACUACUCAGUGUGACGAGAUGUCAACAAGUUUCUAAUGACAGCUGUUUCUCUCCCCGUGAAUAACACUGCAGCUUCUUGUUCCCUAGGCGACUGUUGUCAUGACACAAUGACACCUGACCUGACCGACCGACCGACCGACAUCAAGACCUUCUCAAAAUCAAAACCUCUGACACGACCUUUGACACCUGUCUGACCUUACCUUUGGUCAGUGACCUUGCUGUGACUCACUGAUAUAACAAGUACAUAGCAGCAGCAUCCACUACUAAAAUGAAGUUUGAAUCAUAUACAGUCUGUGAAGAGCAGUGUUAGUGUGUGUCGUUUGUGCUCAGUGUCAUGCUUUUUAUGCUUUUUUUUUUUUUUUUAAAUCAUUUCAAACUUGUCACUGCUUUUGGCUCUUGUCAGCUGGACUAACCGAUGUACAACUGCAUCAGUAGCACAACAUGAUUUAUCAACAGGCGACUGCAGAAACGCUGCAGGUUCAAAUGUGUGGAGUUCGAUUGUAGUUCAGGUUGGCAGCAUUUUGUUCUUGCAGCAGUGUGGGUAGGAGGCUGCAGUCUGUUCGUAAGCUAAGAAACAGAAUUUGUGAUGCUGGGUCUAGACAGUUUUGUUUUUCAGGUCUGCUGCUUCUUUUUUUUUCCUCUUAUGAUAUGACCUGUAAUUCCGUGUUGAGCUCAGUUCAAAGGUGUUUAUCAGACUGUGAACUUUUUUUGUUUUUGUCUCAGUGAAAAUAAAGAUCAGUUGAACACACCA